GUGCGAACACUUCCUGUUUUCAUUCUUCAUGUGACAUUUGAGCAAAUUCGUCUCGAAAGAAGGAAAAAAGCCUUCGGUAGCGCCACGUCAGGAUUAAAGCUGUAGAUAAACACCUCUUUACCGAACGACUCAAACACAUCGAGCGUCAUGGAGAGCAAAUAUAAUCUGAAGAGUCCAGCUGUAAAGAGAUUGAUGAAAGAGGCUGCGGAGCUCCGGGACCCAACAGAACAUUAUCACGCCCAACCACUGGAGGAUAACCUUUUUGAAUGGCACUUCUCCGUCAGAGGACCUCCAGACUCAGACUUUGAUGGAGGAGUCUAUCACGGCCGGAUCGUGCUUCCCCCUGAAUACCCAAUGAAGCCCCCCAGCAUCAUUCUUCUCACUCCUAAUGGAAGGUUUGAAGUUGGGAAGAAGAUCUGUCUUAGUAUUUCUGGUCACCAUCCAGAGACAUGGCAGCCAUCAUGGAGCAUUCGUACAGCAUUGAUAGCAAUCAUUGGAUUCAUGCCAACUAAAGGAGAAGGAGCGAUCGGAUCUCUGGAUUACACUCCUGAGGAGAGAAGAGCCCUGGCCAAAAAGUCUCAGGACUUCUGUUGUGAAACGUGUGGUAGCUGUAUGCGUACUGCUCUGCAGGCUCUCUCUCCUGACAGUGACCUUCGACCUGCUGAUCCUCAGGCACACAGACUCGCCCAGCAGAUCAACUUUAAGGCUGAAUCCAGUUCAGACAGUGGCGGUGCAUCGGCAGCUUCCAGUCAAGCUGAACAGCACAGCACCAGCGGAUUCACCGCAGACGACAGAGACUCACAGGACUCGACAUCAGCUGAGCAGUCUGGAUCAACCUCUCUGGCUCCUCAGACCUCAACUGAAGGUCCGUCUUCUUCAGUUGCUCCGAGUCCACGGCAGAGACGCACACAGAACCAGACCCAGUCCCCGAGAUACCCCGCCUUUACAGCAUCCCCCGUCGCCCAGCAACCUCCACAGGACACCGGUCACACGGGCUCGGUCGUCCUGAUUGUCCUCCUCACGCUCGCUCUCGCUGCACUCAUCUUCCGCAGAAUCUAUCUGGCCAACGAGUAUAAAUUUGAUUAUGAGCUGUGAACUGUAGACCUGCGUCAUCAUCUGACUGUCUGUCCUGCGUUAAUUUUCCCUUAGCUCUCGACAGCUUCAUAUACGGCAUAAAAUGGUCUUUAAUAUAACCAGGAAAGGUAACGUUAAAGCUGUCUCCCCUCCCCAAAAAAAGCUUUUAUAUUUUGCAUAUAGAAAGUGAAGUGUAAUUUAAGGAAAAAAAUUUUUUUGCUUUGUGACAUUAGCAUAAUUUUCGUUUGAUGACGGUUAAAGAGACGUUCACUCAAAAACUGCAAUUCCGACAUCAUUUAUUCUUCCACAUAUGAAGAUAUUUUGAGAAAUGUCUCAGUGGUUUUGUGUUCAUACAAUGGAUACGAUGGGGUUAAGUGUUGUUUGGUUAUCAACAUUCUUCAAAAAAGUCUUCUGUGUUCUGCAGAAGAAAGAAACUGAGUAAACGUGAGUAAAUUAUGAAUUUAUUUUUUGGGUGAACUGUCCCUUUAAGCACGUUACUAAACUGUCCUUACUGUGGUCAAAAACAGAAUUAUAUGUUGCUCAUAGGACAUAAUUGUUCUAUUUGUUGUAUUGUCUAUAAUUUAUAAUGUUUUUAAUAAAAGGAAAAAUGUCUGCACAAAAUAUGUUAGAAAACGAAACAACAAAGCAGACAAGUCAGACUUCUUGUUGUUUGUCAUAAAAAUGAUGUCAGGAAAUUAUUUAAUUUUGCUUUUUUGGCUGUCCACAAGUUUAUUAGGGUGUGAGACUGGGGUUUCCAUUUACCAAAAAUACUUUUAUAGGAAUCACAGUUACAGUUUCAGUGUGCAACAUUUACUCUCAGCCUGAUUUAAAUAUAUUACUCAUAUCUGAAAACUAAUGAACAGAAUUAAACAUUUAAACAGUGUAUUCA
Triplophysa dalaica is the source of this 1963-nucleotide messenger RNA. It is a transcript of the gene ube2j1, whose product is annotated as ubiquitin-conjugating enzyme E2, J1. The transcript is spliced from 8 exons. NCBI's taxonomy places the organism in Eukaryota, Metazoa, Chordata, Actinopteri, Cypriniformes, Nemacheilidae. The record is from RefSeq and is a predicted model, not a curated record. The coding region runs from base 148 to 1095 and encodes 315 amino acids.